Molecule: messenger RNA, 3420 nt
Organism: Pristis pectinata (smalltooth sawfish)
Lineage: Eukaryota; Metazoa; Chordata; Chondrichthyes; Rhinopristiformes; Pristidae
Gene: dgke
Product: diacylglycerol kinase, epsilon
Exons: 10
Coding region: 139-1833 (564 amino acids)
Molecular function (GO): ATP-dependent diacylglycerol kinase activity
Source: RefSeq, a predicted model, not a curated record
CGCGUCAGUUGCGGCUUCAAUGGCGCGCCUUCAGGCGCGUUCCCGCUUCCCGCUCGCUCUGGAGCCGGCGGAGCGCGUUCCCGCCGGCGCGGCCCCGCUGAGUGGCGGCCGCUGCGGCCGCCCGGGGCCCCGGGGCUGAUGGGCGGCGGGAUGGGUGAGGGCGGCGGGGCGGAGGUGGGCCCGGGCCCCGGGGCCUGGGGCUGGGGUGCGGGCCGCCUGGCGCUGCUGACGGCCGCCGCCGUGCUGCUGCCGGUGCUGCUGACCUGGUGGUGCGGCGGGCGGCGGGCCCGGGAGCGGGCGCGGGCCGGGGGCCCGGGCCGACACCGCUGGCUGGACUCGGACCUGUUCGGCCGGCCCACCUACUGCAGCGAGUGCGGCCAGGCCGCGCUGCGGGGCAGCUACUGCGACGGCUGCGGGGCCUGCGUGCACCCGGCCUGCGAGGCGGCGGCCGAGCGGCGGCUGCGCUGCAAACAGCCGCUGAGCGCGGCCCGCGGCCCGGCCCGGCACCACUGGCUCCGCGGCAACCUGCCGCUCUGCAACCGCUGCGCCGUCUGCGGCCUGCAGUGCGGCUCCCGGCCGCGCCUCUGCGACCAGCGCUGCGUCUGGUGCCAGCAGGUGGCCCACGACGGCUGCCUGGCCCGGGUCCCCCCCGCCUGCCCCCUCGGGCCGCUGCCCCGGGCCGUCGUCCCCCCGCAGUACCUGCACUCGGUGAGCCGCAGGUCCCGGGAGCCCAGCGACCCGGCGCAGUACACCUACAUGUGUGCAGAGAACUGGUGCCCAGUGCUGGUCCUCGGGAACAGUCGUAGUGGGAACAACAUGGCUCAGAGUCUGAUGGGUGAAUUCCGCAGCAUUCUUAACCCUGUUCAGGUGGUUGAUCUUGGAACUGUGACUCCGUACAAGGCUCUGCAGCUCUGCACCCUCCUCCCCAGCCACUCUGCGUGUGUGCUAGUGUGUGGUGGUGAUGGAACUGUGGGCUGGGUCUUGGACGCCAUUGAUGAGAUGAAAUACAAGAGACAGGAGCAGUACAUUCCACGUGUGGCCAUUCUGCCUCUGGGCACUGGGAACGACCUCUCUCGCACGCUUGGCUGGGGCGCUGGUUACGCUGGUGAUGCAACAGCGGAAGGGAUCUUACGCCAGGUUCUGGAGGGAGAGACUGUGAAGCUGGAUCGGUGGAGAGUGUGGCUCACCAAAGGAUUCUACAGUUUCCAUCGACCCAAGGUCUUCUCCAUGAACAAUUAUUUCUCCAUCGGACCCGACGCCCUCAUGGCCUUGAACUUCCACGAGUGCCGGCAGCAAAGUCCCUUCCUGUUCUCCAGCAGGAUUAUUAACAAGGCUGUUUACUUCUUCUACGGGACCAGAGACUGUCUGGUUCAGACGUGCAAGGACCUGGACAAGAAGAUUGAGGUGGAGUUGGAUGGUGAGUGGGUUCCACUCCCCAAGCUGGAGGGAGUCAUUGUCCUGAAUAUCGCUUACUGGGGCGGAGGCUGUCGACUGUGGGACGGGACUGGCAGUGAACCAUGUCCCCCAGCCAGCCACAAUGACGGUCUAUUGGAAGUGGUCGGUGUGUAUGGUUCCUUCCACUGCGCUCAGAUCCACGUCGGAUUGGCCAGCCCCAUACGCCUGGGACAGGCCCACACUGUCAGGCUGACGCUGAAGAGUUCCAUGAUGCCGAUGCAGGUGGAUGGUGAGCCUUGGGUCCAGGGGCCGUGCACGGUGCUCAUCAGUCACAAAACGCAGGCACUGAUGGUUCAAGCCCCGGCCUCAGCACCCGAUGGAUCUCAGGGUGACCCAGAGGCUGAUGGGGGGAGUGAGGAGCCCCAGCAGCGGCGCUGAGGACAGCUGGGCUCAGGACCCAGGGCAGCUGCUUGGUUACUGGGGCCCGGGACAAGAUUGAUGCACUUUACUGGACCCUCUGCCAGGGGAACAGGCUCCCUGCAACAGAGACAAAAAGCUUUUCACUCCAGAGGUUCCUGCACUGGAAUGUCCAACUCAUUCUGGAGUGAGGGGGGAGACUGCUGAUCCCUGUGGCCGAGGAUGGAGAGGAACACGCACUGACCUUGCGUGCUGACCCUACGUGCUGGUAGGCUAUCCCACCACAUCCCCUAAAGCCCUGCCCUUGGAUUUGAUGCAGGCCUGCUGCUCACAGUGCCCUCCCUGGGAAAUGGCCUUUCAUCCAAUCACUGACAGGACAAACCCCCUGCAGUGCGUGAUUGGCAAUGCAAAGUGCAUGGACCCUGGCCAGAAGUUUGGGUAAGAUGGCACUGUGCCAGUGUCUGAGGCAUGCCCUGGCAGUGUGAGGGAGGAGUUUUAUGCAGAGAGAGUCGCUGCCUCAGUGUUGAGGUCUGACAGUUCAGUGAGUGCCCAUAGUUUCCACCCUUUCCCUGCCUCAUCACUGCUCCUGGACCCUGUGAGCUUGGUAAGCUCUGGGCUGGGCUGCUGCUUCCUGUCUCCACUGUUGUUUGAAGUUGCUGAUUUGGGAUGUUUUCGUGUAGCGUUGUGCUUCCUGUGUUGUUCCUCAGCUCCGGUUUGACCCAGUGGUGAGCUGCUGUGCCAGAGGGCUCCGUAUGAGCCAGCACUCCUCUCCACCCAGGCUGGGUCCUGUCAAUGUGAUGUUAUUUACAGCUGUUUGUUCCUGGGGCGUUUGUUCAUCUUUACCUGGCAGGUCUGACCAGCGUGAGCAGAGCAGGAUGGCAGCCCAGAGUGGGAUACAGCCUGACAGUGGCCCAGUGACUGUGGGCUGGCACUGCUGGUACUUUACCCUCAACAACAUCACGCAACCCUGGAGCCACCCAGCAGAGCUUGGGCAGAACCAAAGGUGAUGGUUCAGGCUGAGGAACCUUCAUUGGAAAAGUGAGAAAGCAAAUGUGUUUUAAGUAGCAGAAGAAUGGACAAAAUGGGUACAGAACAAGGCUACAGAAAGUCUGAUUAUUCAAAGACCUGGCAGUGGAGAGGGGCCAAAAGAAACACCAGUGCCCACGGCUGAGGCACGUGGAGGUGGCUGCUGUUCCUCGAGCCUGUGCUUUCAUCACUGGAGUGGUGAGGAGGGUAGGGUGACAGGUGACCAGAGCCCUGGGGCCAUUCCUGUGGACCACAUUUGCUUUCUCCAAUGUAAAGGCCAGUAUGCAUUUUACCCUUACUAUCCCAGGAGUUGCUCUGUAUACCACACUGUCCCUUGUGUUGCUCCGGUUUGACCCAGUGGUGAGCUGCUGUGCCAGAGGGGCUCUGUGUGAGCCAGUACUCACCAGCCAGGCUGGGUCCUGUCAAUGUGAUGUUUACAUGCUGGCCACGUUUCACACCCCAACUCCUGUAACACAGGACCUUAAUGCAGUGUUGUGAUUUGUCUGAAUGGCAAGGUUGGAUGAACUUGCUCUGUGGUCAAACUGUAAUUUAAAUAAUGUGAAAUAAAUUUGGAGAAACUCU